Messenger RNA from Gamsiella multidivaricata, 2119 nucleotides. RefSeq names its product armadillo-type protein. The transcript is spliced from 8 exons. Gene Ontology annotation, molecular function: protein phosphatase regulator activity; protein binding. The coding region runs from base 186 to 1943 and encodes 585 amino acids. Gene Ontology annotation, biological process: protein dephosphorylation. NCBI's taxonomy places the organism in Eukaryota, Fungi, Mortierellomycota, Mortierellomycetes, Mortierellales, Mortierellaceae. The record is from RefSeq and is a predicted model, not a curated record. Gene Ontology annotation, cellular component: protein phosphatase type 2A complex; cytoplasm.
GAGUGAUCUCCCUCUCCCCCCCUCGCAUCCAUCAUCGACACAUUCAUACCUUUCACUCUUCAUUCCACACUCCUUCUUAACUCUGGAGCAGCUUUUUUUCUUCUUUUCUCUCUCUCUCCCUCAAUUUGCUCCCACGCGAUCUUGAGGCACCUCUUUCUAAUAAAUACCACCCAGUUGCCUUGACGAUGAAUCCAGAGGUCGAGCUGUACCCUAUCGCUAUCCUUAUUGACGAACUCAGACAUGACGAUGUCAGUCUGCGACUCAAUGCCAUCAAGCGACUAAAUACCAUCGCACUCGCCCUUGGACCGCAGCGCGCUAGGGAUGAGCUGAUUCCCUUUCUUGAUGAGUCCAUAGACGAUGAAGACGAGGUCCUUUUGGCAUUGGCAGGGGAACUCGGUGACUUCGUAGAAUAUAUUGGCGGCGUUCAGUUUGCGCACAUCCUUCUGCAGCCAUUGGAGAACUUGGCUGCUGUUGAGGAGACUAUGGUUCGCGACAAGGCGGUAGAAUCGCUCAACAAGAUCUGCCCUGUAUUGAAUCAGUCUCAGCUGGAGCAAUAUUACAUUCCGCUGGUCAAGCGUCUGACAUCGGGAGAUUGGUUCACAAGUCGCACCAGCGCAACUGGCCUCUAUGCCGCUGGCUACUCCUUGGCAUUGCCGGCAACUCAGGAGGAUUUACGGAAGGCCUAUGGUCAGCUCAGCAUGGAUGAUACACCCAUGGUCCGCCGGGCUGCUGCAACGCACCUUGGCACGUUUGCCAAGAAGGUAACUAAGGAACAUCUUAUCGCAGCCAUUAUCCCAAUCUUCAACAAGCUGGCCCAGGAUGAACAGGACUCCGUGCGGUUGUUGACGGUGACCGACCUUGUAGCCAUUGCCGAAGAACUUUCGCCUGAAGAAUGCAAGGCACACUUUUCUCAGACACUCAAAACACUGGUUGCUGACAAGUCUUGGAGAGUCCGUUACAUGAUUGCCGACAACUUUGUCAAGCUAAGCAAGGCUGUGGGCGAAGACAUCACCCGCGAGGACUUGGUUAUCGCAUUCGUUCGUCUGCUGAAGGAUAACGAGGCCGAAGUCCGUACAGCUGCAGCUGGACAAGUACCAGGGUUUGCGCAAUUGGUGGACAAGGAGACGAUCUUGAGUUAUAUCUUGCCAUGUGUCAAGGAUUUGGUGACAGACACUUCGCAGCACGUUCGAGCAGCUUUGGCUAUGCAGAUAAGUGGAUUGGCGCCUAUCCUCGGCAAAGAGGCUACGACAGAACAUUUACUGCCCCUAUUCCUGCAACUGCUCAAGGACGAAUUCCCAGAUGUGCGCCUCAACAUCAUUUCAAAACUCGACACUGUCAACCAGGUUAUCGGGAUCGAGCUUCUUUCACAAUCAUUGCUGCCGGCCAUUGUCGAGUUGGCGGAAGACAAACAGUGGCGCGUGCGGCUGGCGAUCAUCGAAUAUAUCCCUUUGCUUGCCACUCAUCUCGGCGUUGAGUUUUUCGACGAGAAGUUAGGUGCACUGUGCAUGUCAUGGUUGGGCGACAGCGUCUUUUCGAUCCGUGAGGCAGCGACCGUUAACUUGCGCAAGCUAACAGAGGUCUUUGGCGUCGAUUGGGCCAAGCAGACCACUAUCCCCAAGGUUCUGGCAAUGGGCACACAUCCAAACUACCUGUACAGAAUGACAACCAUCUUUGCUAUCACGGCCAUGGCGCCAGCGGUGACACCUGAGGUGAUCCGUGACUAUAUCCUUCCAACAGUUACCAACCUGGUUACGGAUCCCAUUCCCAACAUCCGCUUCAACGUCGCCAAGUCGAUAGAAGCUCUGAUUCCAGUCCUUUUGCAAAACCCCGACACGAGACCACUGGUCGAACAACAGCUCAAGCCCGCGCUUGUGAAGUUGAGUGAGGACACUGACAACGAUGUUCGGUUCUUUUCACAAAAAGCUCUCUUGGGGGUGAAUUGAGAAGCGACACCGGUGGUCUUGACAGCAACGAGAUGGUGGAAUGAGAAUAAAUCCACGGCGGCGAAAAGCCACAUUUCAAUCCGAAAAUUUUUUUGAGGGAGCGAUUGAAAGAAUAGUGCAUAAAUAAACAAGGAUACCUGAACCAGCGAAAUCCUUCUCUUUCCUCCACAUCUCAU